CACCAACCGCCCAGCUCGCUGUCGCUAUGACCAAGACAAUGCUUCACACGGGUACUCUAACGGAUGUGGCAGCCUCGAACUCCAUUUUCGAGAUCCUGUUCAAGAACAUGGAGAGUCAUGACAACCCGCAGGAAGAAGAACCCAGUGUCACAAAGGAGAAGGAACCCGAAAAAGACAGUCAUCAUCAACCACAACAACUUUUCAUCCCCGUCAAGCAGCCAACUCUACUCGGAGAUCUGCACUUGCUCCAGCAACUCACCCAGCAGCUCCAUGCGGCAACUCUGAGUACUGCUAGCAGCAGCAACAACCACGACGAUGGCAACGUGUCAUCGAUGAAUGUCGAGACGGAAAAACUUGCCACUUUGUACUGCCGUCGUGCUGCAGCAUUGCUAGCGUUCGUCGACUACGACGCUACCUCUUCAGUGCCUCUCGACAUUCUAGCGUCCGAUUCGUGGGCUAUCAACACGGACAACGCGAACCAACCAGCACCAGUGCGGGAAGCAGUUCGACAGGCACUGCAAGACUCGCAAGCUGCUGCUGCGCUUACCUCGAACAACGCAACACUUGCUGAAGCUCACUUACUCUCAGCUUAUUGCUCGCGUAGUCUGGGAGAGCUCACGCAUGCACGUGCAUUUGCUGCGCUUGCAGCAACAGCGUUACCAGAGAGCUCUGCUAUCAAGAAUUUGGCUGAGCAGCUAGACGUGGAAGCUCGUGCUGAGGUGGCAAACCUUUUGCCAAAGCUGCGUAUGUCGUCCGCAACACUGUCGACGCUAUUUGAUCAAACCGCCGUGAGUCAACACGAAAAUGAAGAAAACAAUAACGACCAAGACGAACAAAAGGCAACAAAGGUGACGUCGUCGGCUGCACCGACGCCUACCGUCCCAGUAGCGCAAAACUCAUUCUGGAGUCAAGUAGCUACACACUUUCAAAUUCUCGAAGAAGCAGCCCAUUCGACGUGGUUGGGAAAACUGGAGCGUCUUAUGCAUCAAAACGUCCACCAUCGCUGUGCUCAACCUCCCGAGACACUUCAACUAGAUGCUGCACUACAGGCUACACUUGCUACGUUGGCUCUACUCCUCCAGAGUAGUGCUGCGUGCUCAGUGCUUGGGCUGAACAUGACAGAAGACGCGGCUGCUCGAACACUAGAGAAACUCCAGCAAGCUGCUGCGUCCUCUUCACAAACGGUAGUGCAGAACCGCACUGCCAGAAAAUGGAUCGUAGAGACCUGGGCCCCUGCAGUGCGUCGCGUAGUGGUAUCAUCUUCCAAGUCGCCACUCGUCGACUUGUCCAGCGACGUUCUAUUGAUGCUGUCACGUCUACUACAAGCAUCGGGGAGCUGGAGACAGUGCACUGCGAUGGCUCACAGCUUGGCGUACGCCGAAAUGAGCUACGAGCUAGCAAAGCUCUUCCGUGGGAACUUCACAGACCCGUCAGCAUGGACGCGUCUGGAGAUGAAGUGUGCUGAAGCUUACGCUGUGGCACAACUACAACGAGCUUCUGGACAUACGGAGGCACUGAAAACGUUCCGGGAAACGCUGCAGGCCGCGCUUCAGGUCGGAGACCAGGAGUACGAGCUUCGAACGCGUCUUCAUGUAGCGCGAGUGUUGCGACUCAAGAACGAGCCCGAUAUCGCACACGCCGAGCUAGUCCUGCUGCUAGAGCGCAGUCGAGCUCUGAACGACGUGCACUACGAAGCGAUGGCAGAGUACGAGCUGGGCGACCAUUUCGUGCGCCAAGAGAACAUUGAGGCAGCACAAGAGCAUUUCCAAGCAGCUCAAGCGCUGUGCAAUCGCACAGGAAACUGCGCAAACUCAUGGCGACCGUCGUCUAUUCAGCAAGCCAUUGCUUUCUACGCACGUUUGAGACCCACGGUUCGUCGUGGAGCCAUGCGCUGUAGCGUGUCGAGUCUACUGCACCCAGUUAACGACGGGGACAAUGUCGACAAUGAUGAGACCGAGGCGCAAAAUGACGAAGAGAGUGAUAACGAAGAAGAGGAAGAGCGCCAACCUCCUAAAAGGCGUCAAGCGUUUUGUCGGAAGGAAACAUCGCUACAGCCGCGCUCGUUAAUGAGCACGAUCCUGAGCACGACCGGGGCCAAUGCGCUGUACGGCCCCAAGCCGAAGCGCACGCUGUCUUGGCGCGAGACCGUAUUCGCGACGAUGUGGUCUGGUGACUGCGAUGCUGAAGAAACUACGCUGUAG
This is a messenger RNA of Phytophthora infestans T30-4, 2201 nucleotides long. RefSeq lists its product as uncharacterized. The transcript has a single exon. NCBI's taxonomy places the organism in Eukaryota, Oomycota, Peronosporomycetes, Peronosporales, Peronosporaceae. The record is from RefSeq and is a predicted model, not a curated record. Gene Ontology annotation, molecular function: protein binding. Bases 27 to 2201 code for a protein of 724 amino acids.